Molecule: messenger RNA, 8300 nt
Organism: Bacillus rossius redtenbacheri
Lineage: Eukaryota; Metazoa; Arthropoda; Insecta; Phasmatodea; Bacillidae
Product: ceramide synthase 5-like
Exons: 3
Coding region: 2877-3971 (364 amino acids)
Biological process (GO): ceramide biosynthetic process
Cellular component (GO): membrane
Molecular function (GO): DNA binding; sphingosine N-acyltransferase activity
Source: RefSeq, a predicted model, not a curated record
AAACUUUCAUUAAUAGAUUAAUUUAUUUGUUAUGACACAGUUUGAAUGUAAAACUUAUUUUUAGUUGAGUUACAAUUUAUUGUUGAUUCAAAGAGAAGAAAGGAUAUUUGAAACUCAAGUCAACAGCACCAAUCGAGCAAUUAAAUAUUUCAAUUGUGUACAUACAUGCAAAACAAGAUGCCAACCCCCGUAGUCAGGGGAUUAUCUGUGUUAGUGAGGCGGGAUGAUAAGUGUGAUACUCGCUGGUGCUUCUAGUGUGGUGUCGCCUCUAAGCGCAAGACUCUGAACUGGUGCGCAUUGAAGAUAAAAGUGUAAUGUGUAAUGUAAGGCCUUUGAGUGCUUUCAAGAAUCUGUACAGGUUUUUUAUGCCUAAAAAUUAUUCUGAAAAAAAACAUGCUUUACCCAUUUAGAGUCUUUUAAAAAGAAAGUUUGAAAACAAAAUACAGAAACAAGUACUUAAUUUGUCCCCAGCUUAUUCAUAUCUGCUUUUUGUAAACAGACAGCAAGCAUUCUGAUAUAUUUAGCAUUUUCAAAUUGCGUGGUUUUUUUCUGAAACACUGCACACUGUAUGUCUGCCCAGGUUUGUGAGGUCCAUAAUAGGUUAUAAGACACAGUGUUACCCAUGAACCAAUUCACAAGGCAGUCAGAUUUUACCACCAGAAAUGGUGUUAGCAAGAUUUUGGUUGCAUUCAUUAUUUCUUACUACAUGGUACAAGAACUUAAGAUUUAGCUGUGUAAUGACCUAGAAAAUCAUUAGCCCACAAAAAAAACAACGAAAAAAUAGAAAAUAACAUUAUUAAAUAUUCCCUUGUGUCUGUAGGGAUGUGUAUCAAGUGGAUAAGGAUUGCUUUGUUCAGAACUAACCAAAAAAAAAAUUUUAAGCCUCCAUAACUUAAUUUUUUUUUUUCUAAUUUUUUGCCAGUGGUAACUUUGAAUUGGGGGAGUACUAUAAACAUUGAGUUGGAUAUAGAUUUUAAAAAUUCUAAUUUGUGCUUUGCAUUUUGUCCAAUUAGCAUAUUGUUAGAAACUAGCCAGAAUAGGUCUGAAGUGAUUUCAGGAAAUUAUUGAAAAGCGAACUGGGAUUUGAACCUGGGUCUUCGGGACUGAAAGUCCAGCAGGGGGUCAACAUUCUGGAAGUUCAGGGAAAACACAGGGAAGUUGGAAUUGGUCAGGGAAAAUUAGGGAUUUUUACUUUAAAUCCUGAAAAAAUUAUGGAAAUUCCCCAGUGAUAGUAAUUUCUGAGGAAACAAAUGUCAUGUUCCAGUCUGACAUCACCCAAACUGUGAAAUCAUUUUUUCUUCAGAUGGUUUUUUUAGUGCAUAGUCAUACACAUUGUAAAAUGGUGUCUCUGAGGUUCUGUUUGAAAUUAAGAAGUAGAGAGAGAACUGGGUCCAGUGGUGGACACAGGGAGUGUGAAGUUAUGAAGAAAUUUGCAAAAUAUCAGUGAAGACAGUAUGAUACUGUGUGAGAAGCCAAAAUCGCCUACAGCUAUUACUAUAGGCCAACAUUUAUGUGUGUUAGUGUCAAUAGUAAUGUAAGUUUUUUGAAUACACAUUUUCAAAUGUUAUUUUUUUUUCUAUUUUUUUUAUUAUCUCACCCCUUUUAACCCACCUCCCCCAAAGGAAUAAAAUUCCUGUAUCUGCAGUGGGGAUGAUGGAGGCAGGACUUUCUGUAUUUCUUUGAGAAAAUUGAAACACACAAAAUUUUUUAAACAUUAGUUGGGGAAAUUUGAAAUUUUGGCCAGGAGAAAGUCAUUGGUAUUUUAUAUGAUUAUUGUGGCCACCCUGAUCAGUGUCUCACCACCUUGCUUCAAGUUGCGUGGGUAAACAAUAAAUGGCGGCGGCAGUGGCAUUGCAGAUAUUGAAAUGUGAGCUCAGAACUCGGAUUUAUCAUAAACUAGCAGGAGUUUAUUAACACUGUUUUCAGGGUAAAUACAGGAACGUCUCUAGUGUUGGAAAAUGGUAUUUUCAUAAUUUUAUUUUUACUUUGCGGAAAAGCCGUGACCUAAGACAUUAACGAAAUACCCUUUCUGUGGUUGUUCCAGUUAGAUGUGCAGAUAAGCAGGACUUCAGUUCAUUGAUGUUACAACUUUUCUGGUUCAAAAUGAGUGGCCGAAAGCGGGAUGUUGUAUGGCUUUCAUUUGAACAUGCUUAGAACCUAUAUAAUUAAUGUAAUAACUUUUUUUUUUCCAACGCUGGUUUUGGAAGGUGUUUGUAGAUGUAGACACCCUGACUACAGCUGGUCAGUGAUCCAGCUCGUCCAUCCGCCAUCCGACUGUCCGUCAACAUGCCGAGCAAUUCACUAUGUUCUGCAUGUCCGUCAUGAUAUUUUUCUACAUGGAUGCUGCCCACUGACAAGAAGACUUAAAUUUUUGAGAAAAUUUCUUUUUCUAAGGUUUAUUAGUUGGACGACCACGUAUGCUAAGGAGUCGGGUUCGAAUCCCUGUCCUUUCAUCCUAAUCUUGGUUUUCCGAAACCACUCCAGGCAAAUGAUUGAAUAGAUCCUCACGGCUAUUUUCCUACCCAAUCUCAAGUGUUUGUCUCUAUUGACAAGAUGUUAAAUUAAGUAAAAAAAAAUGUUUCCCCCCCCCCCCCCUCCCCUUCUAUGUUUUGAGCAGAGAGAGCACCAUACACCUUGCACACGCUGAAUGUUCAUUCUAAAACUAAGUAAAUUAAAAAUCUAUUUUAUAAUGAGUGUCAAAAAUUAUGAAACCUUCAUGUUUAUUACUGUAGAUGCCCAACAACAGUUGAGGUACUUUAGAGAUGGGCACACCAUAAAGAUAACAAACAAGUGCAUAUACAUAUAGACAGCACAAGUACACUACAAGCAGGUGGACACUGCAAACAGGGAACGCACCGCUUGCAGGCGUGGACAGGAUGAUGGGAGUGCAGUCUUUCUUGGACAAAUUCUGGAGCCCCGCGGUGUGGCUCCCUCCGAACGUCACCUGGGAGGACCUGGAGCCCACCGCGGACCGGCCCUACGCCGACUACAGGCACCUCGUGUUUCCUCUGCCGAUGGCAGUCGCGAUGUGGCUGCUGAGGUGUCUGCUGGAGAAACACGUCUUCUCCCACAUCGGGACACGCCUGGGGAUAAGGCGCCAGAACAGCAGAGUGCCAGAGCCAAACGCUGCCUUGGAGAAAGUGUACUCCGUGACGAAAAGGCCCAGCAGCAAGGAAAUGAACGGACUGUGCAAACAGCUCGAUAUGACGGAAAGAAAGAUAGAUAGGUGGUUCCGUCUACGUAACGCACAGGAUCGACCGUCCACCCUGGUGAAGUUCUGUGAGAGUGCGUGGCGCUGCCUCUACUACUCCUCGUCGUUCCUGUUCGGACUGUGCUGUCUGUGGGACAAGCCUUGGCUGGCGGACAUCGACGACUGCUGGCGGGACUACCCCUUCCAGCCGGUGACCGGGGACUGCUGGUGGUACUACAUGGUCUCCCUGGCGUUCUACUGGUCGCUCACCAUAUCGCAGUUCACCGACGUGCACCGCAAGGACUUCUGGCAGAUGUUCGUGCACCACCUCACCACCAUCAGCCUGCUGUCCCUGUCGUGGGUGUGCAACGCGCACCGCAUCGGCACGCUGGUCCUGCUCGUGCACGACUGCGCAGACAUCCUGCUUGAGCUGACCAAGAUGGCCAAGUACGCCGGCCGCCAGCUGGCCUGCAACCUCCUGUUCGUGCUGUUCGCGCUGCUGUGGGUCGCCACCCGCGUCGGCGUCUACCCCUUCUGGAUCCUGCACAGCACCACCAUCGGCGCGGAGGAGUUCGUGCACAUGUUCCCCGCCUACUACAUCUUCAACUCCCUGCUGUUCGUGCUGCUCUUCCUGCACGUCAUAUGGACGUGCAUCAUCCUGAAGCUGGCGUGCAAGUUCGCGUUUGCGGGUCAGGUGGAGCGGGACCUGCGCAGCUCCAGCGAGGGCACGGGGGAGGAGGAGGAUUUCAACUCCGAAAACUGCACCAAAAAUAGUUCCUAGGCAUUUCGCACACACUUAGCAUUUUAUCUUAAAAGCUACAGAAUCGCUUAUUUAAGGCUUGUUUGUGAGAGUGAAUGAUGGUUUUUAUUUCCAGACAUUGUUGCUGCAUUUGUAUAUUUGAAUGGUGAUUAAUGGUUCUGGAAUUUCACUAGUGUCUCAACUUUGAAAUAAUUUUUUUUCUUUAGUUUGACUAUUUUUUCUUUUCAUUUUUUUAAAAUGCAUUGACUCCAAUAUGUUCAUAAAUAACUCCUCAACUAUUUACAUUAUAUUUUGUACAAAAUUUUGACCAUUCUGCUCUUAAAUAGUUAUUUUAAAUAUCUUACUUCAUCAUUUUUUUUGGUAUUUUGGCAAAUCUGCUCCCAGUCCCCAGUAAAUUUCAGCUUUUAAAGAUGCUUUUUGUGCAAUUGGUCUUGUCAUGGUUGAUUUCAGAAUCAAUAAUCACAUUUUAAAGUUUACUUAAGUCCUGAAAGACUGAUUACGUGUAUGUUUCUUUCUCAGGUAAAAGUGCUUGUAGUUUCUUAAGUCUGAUUGUAGUCAUGUCGGUCUAUUUGCAUGAAUUUUGAAUAUUGUGCGUUAGGCAGUUUAGUAGCGUUGUUAUUAGUUUCAGUGUUCUGUACCCCAAUGGCCCACGAGCCGGCUGUCACUAGCCUCCUGCUGCGCCUGGGGAUGUUUCUUAUCGGAAGGGAAUUCUCACGCGGGUGUAGAGGCGACCACUGCCGUGGUGUGGAGGGUUUCUCCUCGGGGCUUUCCCGUGCCCUCCCACUUUCCCUCAGCCACUGCCCCGCUCGCCCGUUCGCGCAGGCUGGCUAUAGCCUCGUCUGGCAAACUGUGUUUCAUUCCAUCACACCAAAUUUUGACACUUCAAGGAGCAAAGUAAAGCAUCCACUGUGCGACAUUCGACCAACAACCUUUUGGUGGUAGCGCCAUUGCGUGCCCGGGUGUUUGCCUCCUCCAGAAUCAUUUCGGCAUGAGAAUAAACAAAUAACCCUCCCCGGGGGUGCUUGAUAUAUUUUACUUUGCUUGUAAAAUGAUUUUAACCAAAAGAUUGUGCUUGUGGCCUGCUGUGGUUUCAGAUAGUUAAAAAUUUUGAUGCUUAUCUUCCAUUGAAUACUGAAAUGUUGAUUUGAUCCACAUUAUAAAACUACUAAGAAAUAUGGAUAACAUCGUGUUGUUGGUUAAAUAAUGUGUCAAAAUCAUAUUGUGUUUAUUUUCUGAAGUAUUGCAUAAUUUAUUAAUUAAAACUGUAAGACUUCAUUCCAUUCCUUUUUUAAUAAGUACCUGCUGUUUUGGAAUAAUUUCGACCAGUAGCUGCUAGUCUGUUGUCAGAUGAAUGGAACAGCCCUUUGGUUGAGUGCUUGUGCUCCUGCAACCUGGGAAUAUACUUUCAAAGUGAAAAGUAUUUUUUUUUUUUUUAAAUUGUGGAGUAUGAAUGAUUUUUUUUGAUAACAACUACAAAAUACUUAAAACAAGAAGUAUUUGCAAAACAAAAUAUAAAAAUGUGUGGAAAAUAUGUAUUUCAUAUUGUUGCAUUUUCAGUACUGCCUAUCUCUGCUAAUUGCCAACCUAACUAACAACAUUCAUCCGGCAACGACUCAUUAUCAGAAAGAAUAUUUUUUUUUAAAAGAAUGUUCACAAAUUUUUCAUUGGUCACAAUGCCUGUCAAAAUUUGGUUAUCUUAGAUGAAAUUUAGCUAUUUUCUCUUAAGCCCUCCUUCAUGUUGAAACUAAAUUUAGCUAUUUUCUCUUAAGCCCUCCUUCAUAUUUAAACUGCCCGAGGCAGAGAUAACAGGCAGGUCUUAUGUUAUUCAGUAUAGAUCUUAGAAAUGUAAGUAUUUCUGUAUUUUAUGUAGAAAUUUCUAGUUUUUAAAGAAUGGUUGGCAGAUCUUAGAAUGGAAUCAAAGGAAAGGUUUAAGCUGGUUUUCAUGUACAUGUGCUAAAAUGUGAAAUGCAGCUUGAACUGAGGACUUUAGUUUCAGACAGAUGGCCAAAAGAAUGAUCCAAAUUCUUUUGGGAUCUAGAAAUCGCACCAACGCUUGUUUGCGAGCAACUGCUGUAUUGACCCUUGCAUUACAGUAACGUAUAUACACACACGUAUGGGUCGCCUAUUUUAGGCAGAUUUUUAGUGUAAAAAGAUGUACUGCGACCCAUAUGUGAAUUUUGGGUUACAAAAAAAUAUUUAACUGUGUGGUGUAAUAUGUGCAUACAUAACAGACCUAUGUUGGUUUUUAAUAAAUAUAACUUCAUGAGUAAGUGUAAAUUGUUUAAUCAAAAUAUCUCAGCGUGAAGUUCUGUGAACAGUGCAGUUAUUGUACGUGUGGCGUGUCUGCCGUCCUACCAGUCGCAGCGUCUGCUGAGCUAUAAGGGCGUGGAAAGGGGAGGAAAAUCUAAAAAUAAACCAGCAAGAGAGAGAGAGCAAGAGUCUGUGCAUAUGGCAGGGUUGAUGGCUUUCCCUCCCUUUCUUUGUAAAUGUCCGUGAACUGGCACCCACGUGUCUAUCUUGACGGAUGUUCAUGAUGCAACUCAGUCCAAUCAUUAUUGUUUUUGAAUGAGAUUUCCCACCUUAACAAAACUGGCAGCCAUCGCUGGUGUUUAUAAGAGCACCUUUUAUAUUCCUCCAGCCUCGCGUGCUACUGACAAAGAGUAGCUUGAUGCCUCUUCUCUCUGUGGCAAAGGAAUGGGUUGAAAAAAUAAUAAAAUAAAAUAGGGGAAAAGGAAACAAGGGUAUAAUAAAUAGCAGUCUUCUCCUUUGUCUUGUUAGGAAGUGCGGGAAUUGGUGGGAUCAUAAAUAUAUUCCAUAGUAAACAAAGAAGAGCGGAGGGUCAAUGCCAGUGUUGUAUUUCUUACGCACCAGUAAACUGAGAAAAAAGAACAAUUACUUCACUUGUAUCUAUGGAACUAUAGUGAAGACAGAUGCAUGGGCGACCCUUACAAUGAAAAUGUUAGAUUUUUUUGCCCAAAGUUAAGGGUGCGACCCAUACAAACCCAUGACCCUUCUGCGGGUAAAUACGGAAGGUGCUUGCAUCCACGUUGUUACGAUGGAGUGUGUAUUUAAAAUGAUUGUACUGCAGAUGUUAUUGUGAACCACAAAUGCAGUCUGAAUAAAACAGGUGCUCUGGCAAAUUAUGACUUCACGUUAAUGUUGGUAAUACGUCUUAGGUUGUACAGUUAUACAGCUUGUAUGCAUUUAUAUUAUUUCUAUAAACUAUAGUAAAAUUAAGAGUUGUAUUUGUGGCUUGACUUUUUGUACUCAUUUUAGAUAGUGAGUUUAUCAAUAAUUCUUCCUGCGAAAGCUUUAGUAGCAUGCUUUUAUGAAUUUGCUGGCUGCUUGAAUAAGUAAUUAACUUUCAUUAUUCUAUAUCAUCUAUUUAAUACUCUUAAUCUAUUUUCAUCUCUCAAACUACGUAGUCUUUUUAGGUACAUUUUAAUAUUUAAUACUAUUGAUACAAGUUGAUCAGCAAGAAAAUAUAUACCUAAAUUUUUGCACUUGGUUUGCUUCAAAAUUUUUGCAGGUAAUAAAUAACACUAGCUUGAAUAAAGUGUCAUUAAAAACACAUUCAGCACGUAACUGAAUGAAUGUGAUAACAUGUUAAAAAUGACCAGUCCAAAAAUUACGAUAUUGAGUACAUGUAGUUUAAUAAAAAAAUUAAAUAAGUAUAUUGAUAUAUAUUUUUUUUUAAUUUUUGAAGUUAUUUUUGGUUUUGUGUGUUCAACAUUGGAAGAAAAUAUAUUCAGUAAUACGUGAUACUGAAUUUAACCAAAUAUAUCUUAUCUACUGCUGUUCUGGUAGUGGUUCACUAUGUUCAAAGCUUCAGUUGGAAUUUCAUAUUAUUGGGUAAAAUUAGAAAGAUGUUUACUUGUCUAACAUAUUGAUUUCAUUUGGGACAUUGAUCACAUUUAGUAUAUAUUUAAACAGGCCUGAAAUACUUUUUAUUGGUUCCUGGUAUUUAUCUUCUAGUGAGUUAAACUAAAUACAUUGAUUCAAAGUGCUUUAAGACUAUUCAGGGAAGUUGAUAAUUUUGCAAGACUUGUUUAAAAGUAAACAAGUUUUCUAAUGUAACUAUUGUACACUGUGAUCAGCUAAGAAAAAGUUACUUGUAAAUUUGGAACUUACUGUGUAGUAUUUAAUUUAUUUUACUAUAAAUAUGUAAAAAAAUUGUGUCUGUGCAGUAUAGUUAUGCAAAAGUAUUAAGGAUUUGUUACCAUGUGAAGUACUGUAUGUGCUUUGUAGUAGGUAUGUUAUUUUGUUAAUGUCGUAAAUCCAGUACCUGUGAUGGGUAUGGGCUUGUGAACAUCAAGGUGUUUAUAAAAAUUAUUUUCUCCAAAAGCAGAA